GCUUAUGAAUCUGGCAUCAUCAUCUGGAUCCACAUAAAUAUUUCAAGCGCAGCGGUGCUGCACGUGUUUUUGUUUUUUAUUUUAUUAAAAUAAAUAUAUAAAUUUUCAAAAAUUUCGCUGAAAUUAAUAUAAUUUGAAUUACUCAGUUGUUGGUAGACUUUUGAAAAAAUGGAAUAUGUUGAUUUUUCUGGCGGUACCGCAACUGAUGCUACAGCUAACAAUGAUGUACAACAGUCUGUGAUAUUAUGUUGCGAAUGUGGUGUGGCUAUCCAACCAAAUCCUUCGAAUAUGUGUGUCACUUGUCUACGUAAUCACGUUGACAUCACCGAAGGUAUUCCUAAGCAGGCUGUGCUUCAUUUUUGCCGCAAUUGUGAACGUUAUUUGCAACCCCCCGGGGAAUGGAUACAGGCAGCAUUGGAAUCCCGAGAAUUGUUGGCUCUUUGUCUCAAAAAGUUGAAAGGACUAAAAGAAGUUAAACUUGUUGAUGCUGGGUUCGUGUGGACAGAGGCUCACUCUAAACGUAUUAAAGUUAAAUUAACUGUACAUGGAGAAAUAUCUGGUGGCACAGUGCUCCAACAAGUUUUCAUAGUGGAAUUUACAAUACAGAAUCAAAUGUGUGAUGAUUGUCAUCGUACGGAGGCCAAAGAUUUCUGGCGCUGUAUGGUGCAGGUUCGCCAACGUGCUGAAAACAAGAAAACGUUCUAUUAUUUGGAACAAUUGAUAUUAAAACACAAGGCCCAUGAAAAUACUUUGGGCAUUAAACCCAAGCAUGGCGGUUUAGAUUUCUACUAUGCCAACGAAAAUCAUGCUCGCAAAAUGGUUGAUUUCUUACAAACAAUGGUUCCCGUUAAAAUAACAUCUUCGAAGCGUUUAAUUUCCCAUGAUAUACACAGCAACAAUUUUAAUUAUAAAUAUACUUGGUCGGUGGAUAUUGCUCCCGUAUCGAAGGACAGUGUUGUAUGUUUGUCCAAAAAGUUGCGACAACAGUUAGGAAAUCUUUCUCCUAUAUGUUUAAUACACAAAGUGACAAGUGGAAUACAUUUAAUAGACCCUAUGACUGCUCAGAUUGCCGAACUAUCUGGUCAAGUAUUUUACCGUUCUCCCUUCGGUCCCAUUUGCAAUCCCAAGCAAUUGGUGGAGUACGUUGUAAUGGACGUCGAAAUAAUUAUGGAUAAAGAUCGUAAAUAUUACCCAGGCCAGGGACAAUUGUCUUUCCGUCACGUACUCUGUGAUAUUUGGGUUGUACGAGCUUCUGAACUAGGUAUCAACGACAAUCCCAUACAUACACGCUCACAUUUAGGUCACAUUCUCAAAGUCGGAGAUUCUGUGUUGGGUUAUAAUAUAGGUGAGGCCAAUAUCAACGACAAUGAAUUUGAAAAGCUCACGGCCGAACAAAUUCCCGAUGUAGUUUUGGUGAAAAAAUGUUAUAUUGAUCGCCAGACACGCUCGAAUCAGCGUUUGUGGAAAUUACGCCAUUUGGCGGAUGAAGCUACAGAUGAACGUAGUAAAAACGAUUAUCAUGAAUUUUUGGAAGAUUUAGAAGAAGAUCCAGACUACCGUAGACAAGUUAAUAUUUAUCGCGAUGCUAAGAAAAUUCCAGUUGACGGCGGAGACACUUUGGGUUUCAAUGAUAAUGUUCCACGUAUUACUUUAGCAGAAAUGUUGGACGAUUUAACUUUGGAUUGUGCUGAUGAUGAAAUGGGAGAAACGGAGGAUGCACCUGAGGAACCUCAAUUGUAAAAAAAUUGUAUUUUUAUUAAUACAUAAAUUUAUUAUUAUUAUUAUUAUUUUAAUGAAUUAUUGGAAAAUAUUACGUUAAUGUACUAUAUAUACUAAAGAUGAAAAGGAUUUAUUAUGAAUAA
Molecule: messenger RNA, 1862 nt
Organism: Lucilia sericata (common green bottle fly)
Lineage: Eukaryota; Metazoa; Arthropoda; Insecta; Diptera; Calliphoridae
Gene: Nmd3
Product: 60S ribosomal export protein NMD3
Exons: 1
Coding region: 169-1740 (523 amino acids)
Biological process (GO): ribosomal large subunit export from nucleus
Cellular component (GO): nucleus; cytoplasm
Molecular function (GO): ribosomal large subunit binding
Source: RefSeq, a predicted model, not a curated record